Molecule: messenger RNA, 708 nt
Organism: Acanthoscelides obtectus
Lineage: Eukaryota; Metazoa; Arthropoda; Insecta; Coleoptera; Chrysomelidae
Source: the annotation of a GenBank genome assembly
AUGGACACUGAAACAUACAACCAUUUGUUAAAAUAUGUUACUCCUUACAUUGAAAGACAAAAUACCUGUAUGAGAAAAGCCAUUUCAGCUCAGAGACUUAGUGCCACGUUAAGAUUUCUUGCCACAGGAAGAAGCUACAAAGACUUGGAAUUCACCACCAUCAUGUCCAAGCAAUCACUGUGUGAAAUUAUACCGGAAACUUGUGACGUUAUUUACAGGGUUUUAAAAAAAGACUUCCUAAAGUUUCCAAAAAGCGAACAGGAGUGGUUACAAAUAGCAGCCGACUGAAAAAAAAUGGCAAUUUCCGCAUUGUUUGGGUAGUAUUGAUGGCAAGCAUAUCAGAAUUGUUCCUCCCAAGGGAAGCGGAUCAUAUUACUUUAACUACAAAAAGACGCAUAUCAUAGUUCUUAUGGCAAUUGCUAAUGCGAACUGAAGUCUCCAGAAAAUUACACACCCCCAGAAAGUAUGGAUAGAGAAAAUAUUCCUGCAGAUUAUUCUCUUGCGUUAGCAGACAGGUGUGACCCUAAUUUAAUGCAUGACCUUCAAAGAGGAAGAAGAGGCCAAAUUUUUAAUGAUGCCAAAAUAGUUAGAGAAAAGUUCUGUGAAUAUUUUAACAAUGAGGGCUCAGUCCCAUGGCAAGAUAAUUUAGUUUUUCAAUAGGUCAUAGUUUGUAUAACAUGUUAUAAAAAGAGAAUUCUAUAAUUCUGG